AUGGCAGGCUACGGCAAUGUCAACGCGCCCGACCUCUCCCCCUCCGACCUGGAAACCCAACACUCAGAAACCCGCUUCGGCCGCGACGACUCCCACCCUUACUCCAACCCGCACGAGACGUAUGGCAGCGGGACCACAGGCGGCGCUGGCUUCGAACCACGAGGCAACAAAUCCGCCUCCGACGCCCCCAUCGACACGGACAAUUCGCACUUCCGCUUCGGCAGCCACCAGGACACGUCACCGUACAGCGGGGGCACGCGGCACGGCAGCGGCAGCACGGGGGGUGCGGGGUAUGGGAACAAGACGGGGAGUUUCUCUAAGACGAACGACUCUACGCUAGGGAAGGUAAUAGAGAAGGUGGGACAUGUGGUCAAGAACGAGGGACUGGUGGAGAAGGGACAUAAGAAACGGGUCGAGGCGGGGUUGGGGAGGUCGGAGGGCGAGUUGGAGGGGAAGUAUGAGGCGAACUAG
Messenger RNA from Paraphaeosphaeria sporulosa, 471 nucleotides. RefSeq lists its product as uncharacterized. Lineage: Eukaryota; Fungi; Ascomycota; Dothideomycetes; Pleosporales; Didymosphaeriaceae. The record is from RefSeq and is a predicted model, not a curated record. The transcript is spliced from 2 exons. Bases 1 to 471 code for a protein of 156 amino acids.